This is a messenger RNA of Amoebophrya sp. A25, 3006 nucleotides long. The record is from the annotation of a GenBank genome assembly. Lineage: Eukaryota; Dinophyceae; Syndiniales; Amoebophryaceae.
CAACAACAAAACGUGAAUGACUUUUUCUUCUUCCAACAGACAGAUUAAGUUUUGGUUAUCAUGUUUUCCAUCGAACCGGGCGAACAUGAGCCUAAUAUCUUCCGUAUCUUCACACAAUCAACUACCCAAAGAUGCUGGGACAUGAUAGCACAACUUCCUCAUGUUGAUCUCAGCCGGCAGACAUCAUGAAAGGCAAGGGCAAAAGAUCCGGCAAGGCUGGCAAAGGCAACACCGAGGGGAAGAAAGGGAACAACACUUGGCUGAGGCCGCCUGAGAUCUCGUUCCCGGUGGUGGAGGAAGUCGCCCCUUUAGGUGUCGUACUGCUGAGAAUCAAGAUUUCUGCGGGAAGGCGACAGCUGGAUGACGAAACAUUGGCUGGAACUGACGCCAAUGGGAAUCAACAAGAACCAUUGGAUGUUGACUAUAAUGAUCGGCCGUGGCCUCUUCUAGAAGUCUGGCGGGCACAGAUCAAGGACAGGCAGCUUGCAGAGCAGCAGUCCCGCUGGCACCAGGGAAGCAAAAGCGGUUUUUCGCAACCCCCGCAAGAAGUUAUUCCAAUUACGGCUAGUUCAUCACUAUCGAGAUCGACCCCAUCUUUUUUUUUGAUAGUGUUACUAUUGAAAAACUUCUAGCACUAAUGAAAUGAUAGAUGAGCUGGAUCUGUCGAAAAACGCAAUAUCGGAUCGGGGGACGCAAAGGCUAUUUCAUUGGCUGACCGAAGAGCAAAUUGUCGUGCGUAAGCUAUUGCUGUACCAAAACGAAAUCGGCGACUUCGGGGCCUACUUCCUGGCCUACUACCUGGGUCAGCAGAAGUAUUUCCCAGCGGCAAGAGCAUCCGGCCACUUUGUAGAAGAAGUCCAUUUGUCCCACAAUUGCAUUACACAAAACGGAUGUCGCCGGAUACUUGAAGGUAGCAGCAAUUAUACAAUACAUGAUAGCAUUAGUCAACAUUUUUAGAAGACCACAAAAACCACUACUUUCUUAGUACAAAACUGCAGCUAUAGUCAUUUUUUUUUACUUUUAGACCACAAAGACCACUACUUUCUUAGUACAAAACUGCAGCUAUAGUCAUUUUUACUUUUAGACCACAAAGACCACUACUUUCUUAGUACAAAAGAAACUAUUUGAACUGAGUUUUUUAACUUCAUCGUUUGACUUUAUUGAAGAGUAGAUCUUGGAUCUCUAUAACGAAUUGUUGUAGUCCUCAUCAUCCAAAUCCAUGUGACUGGGACUUCCGUUCUACCUCUCUACCGAACACAAUGCUUCACCUUGAGAAGAUACACUCAAGAAUACGGCUUGACAUGAUCGUGCAGGUCUGGAUGAAGCCCAUCAGUACCCGAUCGUCGCCAGUAAUGGACGAACGUGGCCUCUCUGGAUCCGAAUUAACGAUAAUUUCAUCGAAAGCGCAGCUGAGUUUGUCCAAGAGAUGGAACAACUGUGCGCCAAACGCCGGGGGACGGUCGUCACACGCACGAUAUACGAACAUCAAGAGCAGCAUCCAAGAUAUCACGGCUCAUGGGCGGCCUCGCCGACGCCAUAUGGAACUACAACCGUGCGGAGUGAGAACGUAUAUGGGUGUGCUGAAGGUGCGGUGUUUAAAUUGCUCGCAGAAAAGGAUCGACAUGAUCCAUUUUUUAACAGCUACCCGACGAUGGAGUUCCCGCUCCGCGAGUGUCUCCCCAUAGCGCACUUUCUCUACGCACAGCGCCAGCGGGUCGGUGGGGGCAGCAACACUUUUUCCCUCGGAGGAGCCUCUUCUACUUCAAUUUCAAACCCUUCAUCCAGCAACGUUGUGCUAGUGCCACGAAAUGUGGCCAAUGCUAUUCCCGUGUGCCCUUACACACCCGAGCACCGCAUUCUUUUGCUCGGCGAGGGGGACUUCUCCUUCACAAAGGCUCUGGCGCGGAUGUUUGGGCCAAGGCACGCUCAGAACCUGGUCGCGUCCACGUAUGACCUCGAGGGCCGCCAGAACUUUCGAGACCGGCUGCUCGCUUCGCAACAGGAGGUUGAAGCCAUGGGGGGAGUCGUGUUGUCCGAGAGCAUCGACUGCACCCAAUUGCACGUUGAAGGCCUGCAAUGGGUGGACCCGUAUGGCAACCCGAUUCCCCAGUACUCUUCCGCCGGACCGCACAGACUACUGCAGAACAUCUUGGCGCGCAUUUCUCUUGGUACUCCUCGGGAUCAUGUUGGUGGAGGAACAGCAUUACCUUUGCAGCCUAACUCAACCACAACUAUAUCUUGUUCUUCUUCACCUUCUUUUUUCGACUACAUAAUCGUGAACUUUUUACAUUCCGGGGUGGCACAGAGCACCGCGCCAGCGGGCACCAUCGGCGGUCUGGAGGAGCACCAAGAACUUUUCCGAAAUUUUUUUUGGUCGCUCCGCAGGUGUGCGCACUCCUUCGUGCGACCGGAGCGCACCAGGGUGCACGUGACGCUGGCGGACCGGUUUCCCUACACACACUGGAACGUGCCGAGGAUCGCCGAGGAGUGCGGGUGGCAGCAGGUCGGAGACAAAUUUCUCUGGGCAGCGGAGCUUUACCAGGCCUUCGGGUACGAACACACCCGAACGAAUGAAGCCCAAGGCAUUGUGGGCAGCCAGAGGUCGCGUGUGGCCGGAAUCAGAUACACUGGGGACACCUUGCGCGACACCUCUUUCACCUGGGAGUUCAAACUGGGUGUACCAGAAGCAAGCAUGGUAUUUCUCCCUCCGCGUCCGCCAGCCGGUGCACAAAUGAACGUGGCUGUAAAUAACUACCACCAUGGUCCUCCCAAUGUUGAUCCUGCAACAACCAGCAACAAUUAUUUUCCAUUUCCACCGCAUAACCAUGUGGUCCAUGGCUAUAAUGGUAACAAAUCUUGGGCUUGAACAGUCCCAGCAUGAGCUCUAUCCCUACCCCUUUGCGCCUAGCGGCUCCUUUUUGCUUUUUGAUAUGCUGGUAUAGCAGUAUUUGUAUUUAUAUAAUGCGCAAAUUCAUUUUCAUCGUGAAGUAAAUAAUGUAGAGCAAC